Molecule: messenger RNA, 348 nt
Organism: Funneliformis caledonium
Lineage: Eukaryota; Fungi; Glomeromycota; Glomeromycetes; Glomerales; Glomeraceae
Source: the annotation of a GenBank genome assembly
AUGGAUGUUAAAUUUGAAUCCAUUUCACCCGGAAUUUAUGAAGUUGUAUGGGAAAUGAACAUUUACAAUUUACAAAAGGCUCAAAAAUUUCAAUUUGUAACCAAAAUCUUCCACAAGAAUUAUGAUUUAAAGGAAUACUCUUACAAUCCGCCCCCGGAAGCAUUUAAAAAAAUUUCAGAUAAAGGAUGGUUUAAAUAUAGAGCACCCAAAAGGAUUAUCAUCGAUAAGGAUCAAAUUAUUUCUACCAAAUUCAUUGGUCAUGCCAAAAUGUGUUUUAGCAAUCCACAAGAGUGGCCGGCACCUAUGGUAGGUACUUUAAUGAUUUUAUUCUUUUUCGCGAAUUAUUGA